This is a messenger RNA of Ilex paraguariensis (yerba mate), 2390 nucleotides long. NCBI's taxonomy places the organism in Eukaryota, Viridiplantae, Streptophyta, Magnoliopsida, Aquifoliales, Aquifoliaceae. The record is from the annotation of a GenBank genome assembly.
UUUAUGUAGGAUUAUUUCAUUUUCUAGAUUUCCCUUCAAAAGUAGCUUUGCUGCCAACAGAGGCAUUGCUCUACUGGAGUCAAGAUGGAAACUGCUGUUGAGAACAAUGAGCUGGUCCUUAUAGAACCGCAGCCUAACGAUUUAGAAAUACAAACCAAUAAUUCAGAAAUGCAACCUAAUAAACGGAGGAAAAAGAAGUCCAUAGUAUGGGAACACUUCACUAUUGAACAUGUUGGAUCUGGAUGUAGAAGGGCAUGCUGUAAACAAUGCAAGCAAUCUUUUGCAUACAGUACGGGGUCAAAAGUAGCUGGCACAAGUCACCUCAAACGCCAUAUUGCAAAGGGAACCUGCCCAGUGGUCCUACGUAAUCAGGAGAAGAAUCAAGUAACCCCUUAUAGUGCACCUUCAAAGAUGGGUGGAAUUGGGGAUACACCAAAACGACGUUACAGAACUGCUAGCAUACCUUUCAUUGCAUUUGAUCCAGACCGUUGCCGCCAUGAGAUUGCUAGGAUGAUCAUUAUGCAUGACUACCCACUUCACAUGGUUGAACACCCUGGCUUUGUUGCUUUUGUCCAGAACCUUCAGCCCCGGUUUGAUAUGGUGAGCUUCAACACUAUCCAAGGGGAUUGUGUGGCAACUUACCUAGGGGAAAAGCAAAGCCUUCAGAAGGUGAUUGAAGGGAUGCUUGGGCGUGUUUGCCUUACACUGGACUUGUGGACUUCAUGCCAGACUGUGGGUUACGUGUUUCUAACUGGUUACUUUAUUGAUAGUGACUGGAAGAUGCAGAGGAAGCUUCUCAAUGUCGUGAUGGAACCAUAUCCUGAUUCAGACACUGCUUUCAGCCAUGCUGUUGCUGCUUGCCUUUCUGAUUGGAGUGUGGAGGGCAAGUUAUUUUCUGUCACCAUAAACCAACCUCUGAGUGAAGCUGGGAUUGAUAAUCUUAGAGCUUUACUUUCUGUGAAGAACCCCCUAAUGCUCAAUGGUCAAUUGUUGGUUGGGGAUUGCCUUGCUCGAACUUUAAGUAGCAUUGUCCAAGAUGCAUUAAGGGCUGUGCACAAUACUGUCAAGAAAGUCAGAGAUGUUGUGAAAUAUGUGAAAACUUCAGAAGCCCAUGAGGAAAAAUUUCUUGAGCUCAAGCAGCAACUUCAAGUCCCUAGCACAAAGAGCCUAGAUCUUGAUGACCAGACUCGAUGGAACACAUCAUAUGAAAUGUUGCUCGCUGCUUCUGAGUUAAAGGAAGUCUUUCCUUGCUUGGAUACUUCUGAUCCUGAUUACAAGCAACCACCAUCUGCGGAAGAAUGGAAGAAGGUUGACACUCUAUUGACGUACUUAAAACUCCUCUUUGAUACCACCAAUCUCCUAACCUCAGCAACUAUCCCAACUACCAACACAUACUUUCAUGAAGCAUGGAAGAUUCAGUUGGAGCUAGCACGGGCUUCCACAAGUGAAGAUCCCUUCGUCAGCAACCUUACCAAAUCAAUGCAAGAGAAAUUUGACAAAUACUGGAAAAGCUCUUGCCUAAUUUUGGCAAUUGCAGUUGUUAUGGAUCCCCGGUUCAAGAUGAAGCUUGUUGAAUUCAGUUUCUCCAAAAUCUAUGGUGAAGAUGCUGCCACAUAUGUGAAGAUUGUUGAUGAAGGAAUUCAUGAGCUCUUUCAUGAAUAUGUGGCACUUCCUCUGCCUCUAACGCCUGCUUAUGUGGAAGAAGCUAACGGGGGAACUGUCAAGCCAGAGGAUCUCCAAGGAAACCUUCUUCCAAGCAAUGGACUCGGACUUACAGAUUUUGAUGUCUAUAUCAUGGAAACUACCAGCCAGCAGUCGAAGUCUGAGUUGGAUCAGUAUCUGGAGGAGUCACUGUUGCCUCGGGUUCAUGAGUUUGAUGUAGUAGGUUGGUGGAAGCUAAACAGGCUGAAGUACCCAACUCUCUCAAAGAUGGCGCGUGAUAUUUUGUCAGUUCCCAUAUCAACUGUUGGACCUGAUUCGGUAUUUGAUACCAUGCAUAAAGAGAUGGAUCGUUACAGAUGUUCCUUGAGACCCGAGACAGUGGAGGCCCUUAUAUGCGCAAAGGAUUGGCUUCAGAGUGAAGCAAUCGAUACUUCUACUGCCCUCGUGAAAAUGGAAGUCCCUAUUUAGGUUUCGUUUUUGUCAUGUUGUGUCUGUGUACCAGGGUAGGAAGCAAUUUCGUUCACUUAUAGACUCCAUUUCGUGCUCCUACUCUAUUCUGACUUUAAGGUUGGAACCUCACUGUACCAUAACUUGGGAUCAUUAGAUGCUUGGACAUUAGUAUUUAAGUUCUACAUCUGUGUCUUUGUUGUGUUUUUCGUACUGUUUUGUUAAACCAGUCAUGAAAAUACAUAAUUUGAGUACCUAAUUAACGGUAAGCAAAGAACUGA